AUGGACCGCGGCCAGCAACACGGCGGGCUCGGCCCCCGCCAUGACUCUUCAUCGAGGGUCCAAAAGCCCGAGUCGGCUGCGGACCGCAUGGCGGCUCUGAAAGCGCGUGUUGCUGCGGCGGUGGGAGGGGCAAAGGCCAAGGGCGGCCUCAACACCCCUCUCCACCCAGCUCUCGCAGACCUCAAUGCCCCGGUCAAGCCGGGCGAUUCCCUCAGGUCAUCUCUAGGACAGCGCCCUACGCCAGAUAGUGCCAGAAACACUAAGGGGAAGCCCGGCGGCUUCCCGUCGACAUCCCACGAUGGCCCGCGCGUCAACCCGUAUAUCGAUACCAGCAACAAUGUGCCAGCGGGCAAGGCCCGAGAGUCGAGGCAGCUCAUCUUCAACCAGAAGGGCAAAUACAUCCAGCAAGCCAACGCGCUGCGGAGACAGGCCGCAUUGGAGGACAUGAAGAGGAGGAUCGCGGAACAAGCCCGCAAGGCAGGGCUGGAGGAGGACCGUGCCGUGGAGAAGGCGUUUGUGGUGGAAGAGCCUCCCGAACUGGAGUGGUGGGAUGAAGGGCUCAUCGAUGGCAAAGACUACAGCGGCAUCCCACAGUCCCUCAAGAUCACGACGCCAGACAGCAUCGUCACGUUGUACAUCCAGCACCCAGUCGCCAUUGAGCCACCGCAGGACAAGCUCGCGCCGACGCCGAAACCCAUGUACCUGACGCCCAAGGAGCAGCAGAAACUCCGGCGGCAACGGCGCAUGAUGGAGCUCAAAGAGAAGCAAGCCAAGAUCCGCCUUGGACUCGAACCGGCACCACCGCCCAAGGUCAAGAAGUCUAACCUGAUGCGUGUCCUCGGCGAAGAAGCCGUCAAGGAUCCGACGGCCGUCGAAGCGCGGGUCAACCGCGAGAUCGCAGCGCGGUUUGACAAGCACAUGCAAGCGAACGAGGAGCGCAAGCUCACCAAGGAAGAGCAGCACGAAAAGCUGGCAGCCAACCAGGCCAAGGACGCGGCCAAGGGCAUCCACAUGGUCGUGUUCAAGAUCGGCAGCCUGGUCAACGGCCAGCACCGGUACAAGAUCAAUAUCAACGCGACGCAGAACGGCCUUAGCGGCGUGUGCAUCAUGCACCCCAAGUUCAACCUCGUCAUCGUCGAGGGUGGCGAGCACAGCAUCAACAACUACAAGAAGCUCAUGCUCCGCCGCAUCGACUGGACUGAGUCGCUACCGUCGCGUGAGCGGGACACAGCCGCCUCCGCCUCCUCGGCCCUAGCCGCCGCUGCGCCCGGGUCCUCUUCUACGGGGGGCAACGGCACGGCGGGUGCGCGGGAGUGGCUCAAAGGCGAGGACGAGCACGGGCAGCUCAAGGACCUGUCGGCGAACCGUUGUGUUUUGGUGUUUGAAGGCGAGAUCAAGGCACCCGCGUUUAAGAAGUGGGGGAGCAAGGUGUGCGAGACGGACGGGGAAGCGAGGGAGUUCCUGGGGCAACGCAAGAUGGAUAAUUUUUGGACGCAGGCUAAGAACACACCGCUAUAA
Molecule: messenger RNA, 1518 nt
Organism: Dichotomopilus funicola
Lineage: Eukaryota; Fungi; Ascomycota; Sordariomycetes; Sordariales; Chaetomiaceae
Product: pre-mRNA processing factor 3-domain-containing protein
Exons: 1
Coding region: 1-1518 (505 amino acids)
Biological process (GO): mRNA splicing, via spliceosome
Cellular component (GO): U4/U6 x U5 tri-snRNP complex
Source: RefSeq, a predicted model, not a curated record